UGUUGCUGUAAACACUGUGCUGUUUAUUAAUUGCCACGUAUUAGCAUGUGGGCGUGUUUAUUAAAGAGGAAGGACGGCCACACUUGGUAUAUUUCCGCCGGCACAUCUUCGUCACCAAUUCAACGCGCGUCAAAGAGAGUGGGAGACGGAUUAAGGCGUCUGAAAGGUGGGGGGCUGAAGACCGCGACUAUAAAACACCAGUGGCGUCGCACGAGAACAUGCGAACCAUCAAGCGCUGCAGAUAAGUGUGCGCACCACCAAGACAGCUACAAUGAAGAGAAACAUCGCGGUGACUCGGACCGUCAGCGCUGGAAGCUGCAGCGUUGCCAGCCUCUCCAGAACCUUCAGCACUCCAGAGGACGCGCAACCGUACACCGCGCGGAGGCACAGCAGCGCCGGGGUCAGAGCGCUGAAGUGGGCGACCGCAAGCGCGCGCUCCUUCGGUAGCUCGCUCGUGCUGGAAAACCGAUCGAGCAAAGACAACCUCUUCAACAUUGUAGUGACGCCCGACAGCAUCCCGCAGUUCACCAUUCCCAGCCUGGCGCUGCAGGACGGUUUGAGAUUCUCGUCCCCCGCCUCCUCGUCUUCAGGUUUCGGUUCCUCCCCGCGGCUGGAGCGAAGAGCCCAUCGGAGUGUCUCGGAUCCCACCAGCAACAACAGGCUUCCGCACGACCGACGCGGGAACUGCGCCUUGCUGGAGGGGCAGGACUUCCCCGACCCGGUCACCAGGGCAGCGUUCUCCCUGCCGCACCUCCCCAAGGUCACCACGCCGUACGGCUUCCUGACCCUGAGCCGGAGCCCGCAGAUGGCCGACGAGGAGGCCCUGCUCUUCCAGGCUGGGCACCGGCGCUGUCUCAGGGACGAGGAGGGCGCGUCCCGCGGACGCACGCCGGACCUGAACGAGAAUUCGACUUCUCGGACGGGUCGAACCCGCCCGCCCGCCGGCACGUCCUGCCCCGCCCAGCUCGUCCGACGGCGCUCUUCUCCGGACCGCAGGAUCUUGGAGACCGGAAGAGCCAAACAGAACGUCCAGGGUUCUGCCAGGCGCCCUAAAUCCAGAUUUUGGGCUGUUCUGCAGAAACACUUUACCAACUUGAAGGAGAAGUCCCAGUGACUGAACAUUUACACCUCUCAUAAAAAUGCAAGCACGAUAUGAUGUACUUUUUCCACUGCAAACACAGAGACCAGCAAUAAUUCAGUUUUGGUUUUUUUUCAACUGCAUUUGUGGAAAUACUGCACAACCUUACAUUUAAAGUUUUAUUUUAAAUGGCUGUGUGUUUUCUUUUAUUUUCAUCAGAGAAAAAAAAAAUGGUUUUUAUGGCUUUCGUAUAUUCAUUUGGUAUUUAAGGAAUGUACAUGCAUAUUUUUAUCAUUUGUGUAAUGUGAUGUGCUUGUGAAUUAUUGAACAUCACAAUAAAUCUUUAAAUUUGUAUGAUACAAA
Molecule: messenger RNA, 1441 nt
Organism: Anguilla anguilla (European eel)
Lineage: Eukaryota; Metazoa; Chordata; Actinopteri; Anguilliformes; Anguillidae
Product: C2 calcium-dependent domain-containing protein 4C-like
Exons: 2
Coding region: 272-1114 (280 amino acids)
Source: RefSeq, a predicted model, not a curated record